This is a messenger RNA of Pseudophryne corroboree (corroboree frog), 2550 nucleotides long. RefSeq names its product shootin-1-like. The record is from RefSeq and is a predicted model, not a curated record. The transcript has 16 exons. Gene Ontology annotation, cellular component: axonal growth cone; cell leading edge; cytoplasm. The coding region runs from base 21 to 1673 and encodes 550 amino acids. NCBI's taxonomy places the organism in Eukaryota, Metazoa, Chordata, Amphibia, Anura, Myobatrachidae. Gene Ontology annotation, biological process: positive regulation of neuron migration; neuron projection morphogenesis.
AGCGUCUCAUCUAGCAGGACAUGGGGGAAUCUCUGAUAUCACCUGGAGACAAGUGGACCAUGUCCGACAUUGAGGACCUCUGCCAGAUGCCAGAUCUCCAAAUAGCCAGCGAUACAGAACAUCAGCUAUCCAGUAGUACAGACUCCACAGACAGCACGAGCGAGGAUGAGGAUUAUCAUGGAGAAGGCUCUGAGAGACACCUGCAGGGGAUAGCAGAAAUAUCACAGCAGCUGCUGGAGGAGCUCACCAUGCUGGAAGCCAAGUGUGACGCUGAGGAAGCGCGCAGGGAGCAGGACGAGGUUUGCGCUGCUCAGGUUAGUGAGAAUAGACAGCAGUGGUCCAGGCCCAGGAUUAUGUCUGAGCUACACGAAGUCCUCCAAGAUGAGCAGGAACAUUCUGACCUGAACACAGAUACAUCCAAGGAGUAUUAUCAACAGAUUGCAGAUUUGCAGGAAACAAUCAGGAAACUGAUGGAAGACAAACAAGAGAUCACAGGAGAGAAGGAAGAGCUGAAUCGUCAGAUAUUGAUGUUGCAGGAGGAGGUAGAAGAUCAGCGACUGGAUAGGAAAAUUCUAUCUUUGAAACUUGAAAGGAGUGAAAGAAAGUUUUUAAAGUUAAAUAGAGUGUCCCUCGCAGUAUCCCAGGAAUGUACCGGCAUGGUGAAUCAGCUGGAGACGGAGCAGAACUUGAGGCAUCAGGCAGAGCUGUACGCACACAAGAUGCUCAGUGAACAGAAGGCAGCCUGUAGGCAGAGCAUGAUCCUGAUGCAGAACGUGGAACCCAGUGAGAUGCUGGUGAAGGCUCUGGAGGACAUACGCUCUCUGACUACAACACUGGAGGAAACCAAGCAAGAACUGCAGACAAAGGUAGAGAGCUUGGAAUUACAGUUAUCAGAGAGGCCAUCACAAGAGCAAUUGCUUGUCCUGCAGGAAGACUUACACACAGCAAAUAUGGAGAUGCGUCGGCUAGAAGAGCAGCUACAGGCAGAAAAGGAGAAGUGUGCAGUCCUAGAAGAGAGGGUCAAGCGCAUGGAAGAAGAACUAAAAGGAAACGAAGCCCCUUGUAGCACUCAGAAAGACAUAACUGUGGCACCUUCUCUACCUCCUCCACCACCACCCCUGCCACCUCCGUGCCUUACCUCCAAGACCCCUGAAGACCCGCUGGCAUUACUCAAACAGAGGCGAAGGUUACCAGGGUUGGACGGUCCCACUGACACAGCCCAUGCUGAUGUCAGAGCUGACGCAGUUAGAAAAAUGAUGGAAAGCAUAAAGAGUGGCGUCAUAUUGAGGCCGGCAAAGAAACCUGGACAGAACCGAUCUGCAGUAACCAAGAAACGUGAGAGCAUCAUCAACGAACUCCACGGGAUGUUGAUGGACACCAUGAGGAAACCUGCGCGGAAAGCCAGCCGACGCAAGUUUAGCCGCAAAGUGAAGGACAGCGAGCUGGAUUUUGUGCUGCAGAGGCGACGGCUGAUGGUAGAUAUUCCCCUGCAGGCGGACAGCACCACGGAGACAGAGAAACACACUGAGGAGAGAGCAGAUGGAGCAGACCCCAGUGAUGAUAUGCGGUGUAAAGAGGACAGCCCCAGUGUCAUAAAGCGGAGACUAAAAACCCCAAACCUACAGAAGAGCCGGAGGAACCGCUUAGGGACAGGACAGAUAUUAUGGCAAUAGCGGCACAGGCUCGCCACAUGUUCUGCACUGGGGACCCCGUACACCUCAUUGCCUCAUAUCUCACCCAUCCUAAUAUGGGGGAAAGCAGACUAAAUGAUCUCCUGCAACCACAACAAUGAGUGUGUCCUUUUUGUGGGAUGAUGGAGAGUGAGAACCAGCAAGCAACGUCCGAGGUGCAGCCCCCCCCCCCCCCCCUGCUUUGUCAGCGUCACCCAUGUAAUAACUAAGGCUGGCUUAUUACAGUGCCUUCCUGCAUUACCGCAUACACAAGAGGAUGCCAUUUGGCUAGAGAAUGGUACAAGUUCUACACUAGGAACAUUGGGCCUAAUUCAGACCUGAUCGUAGAUGUGCUAAAUUUACCACAUCUACGAUCAGUCAAACAGACAUGCGGGGGGACGCCCAGCAUGUCAGGCCCUACCACUCCCCCCCUCCCCCGCACAAGUUCAAAAGCAUCGCACAGCGACAAUGCUUUUGUACUUUAGGAGUAGCUCCCUGACAGCGCAGCUUCUGCGCACUGGCAGGAGCUACUCAUCGCUGUGAGGGUCACAUGCAGCCACCGCGGCCCGCACCCUCAGCGGUCCGAGCACACCUGCAUUGCCCGGACCGCGACCCCUAAGCUGCGUCCAAAUGCCACCGGCCCGCUACCCCCCCCCUCCCCCCGCCCUGCGAUCACCUCUGCCUGUCAAUCAGGCAGAGGUGAUCGCAGGGCUGAGAUAGCUGUCGGCUGUCUGGCAUGGCUGGCGCACUGCGGCACUGGCGCAUGUGCAGGUCAGACCUGAUCGACUGCUGUGCGUUCCGAUCAUUUCUGAAUUAGGCCCAUUGUUAUCCCAGAACAGAAAGAAUGUACAAUAUUUCUGAAUAAAUCUGCUCUUAUGGA